GUGCCCCCUGGCUUCUCCCACAGGGGUCGAGGGGAACAGUGCGUGGCCUGGUAGCGUCUGUGACCAAGCUUGCUCUUGUGGCUGUGUUUCAGACUGCAUGUCAGGCCCGUGUCCUUUCGGGGAGGUCCAGCUUCAGCCGUCAACAUCGGUGCUGCCCGCCGUCAACAGAACUUUCAUCUGGGACGUCAAGGCUCACAAGAGCAUUGGUCUAGAGCUGCAGUUCUCGGUCCCUCGCCUGAGGCAGGUCGGGCCGGGGGCGAGCUGCCCAGACGGAGUCACUUACAACAUCAGCGGCCGCAUCGAUGCCACCGUGGUGAGAAUCGGAACCUUCUGCAGCAACGGCACUGUGUCCCGCAUCAAAAUGCAAGAAGGGGUGAAAAUGGCGUUACACUUGCCGUGGUUCCACAAGAGAAACGUCUCUGGCUUCAGCAUCGCAAACCGGUCUUCUAUAAAACGGCUGUGCAUCAUCGAAUCCGUGUUCGAAGGUGAAGGUUCCGCCACCCUGAUGUCUGCCAACUACCCGGAUGGCUUCCCUGAGGACGAGCUCAUGACCUGGCAGUUCGUCGUUCCCCCGCACCUGCGGGCCAGCGUCUCCUUCCUUCACUUCAACGUCUCCAACUGCGAGAAGAAAGAGGAACGGGUUGAAUACUAUAUCCCGGGCUCCACCACCAACCCCGAGGUGUUCAAGCUGGGGGACAAGCAGCCCGGGAACAUGGCUGGGAACUUCAACCUGUCUCUCCAGGGCUGUGACCAAGACGCCCAAAACCCAGGGAUCCUCCGGCUGCAGUUUCAAGUUUUGGUCCAACAUCCACAGAAUGAAAGCAAUAAAAUCUACGUGGUCGACUUGAGCAACGAGCAAGCCAUGUCGCUCACCAUCGAGCCGCGGCCCGUCAAGUUCAGCCGCAAGUUUGUCCCCGGCUGCUUCGUGUGUCUGGAAUCUCGGACCUGUAGCACCAACCUCACCCUGACCUCCGGCUCCAAGCACAAGAUCUCCUUCCUUUGUGAUGACCUGACUCGCCUGUGGGCGAACGCCGAGAAGACCAUAAGCUGCAUGGACCACCGGUACUGCCCCAGGAGGCCCUACUCCCUCCAGGUGCCCAGGGACAUCCUCCAGCUGCCCGUGCAACUGCACGACUUCUCCUGGAAACUGCUGGUACCCAAGGACAGGCUCAGCCUGGCAUUGGUGCCAGCCCAGAAGCUGCAGCAACACACGCCCGAGAAGGUCUGCAACACCAGCUACAGCUACCUGGUGGCCAGCACGGUCCCCGGCCAGGACCUCUACUUCGGCUCCUUCUGCCCCGGAGGCUCCAUCCAGCAGAUCCAGGUGAAGCAGAACGUCUCCGUGACCCUCCGCACCUUCGCCCCCAGCUUCCAACAAGAGGCCUCCAGGCAGGGCCUGACCGUGUCCUUUAUCCCCUACUUCAAAGAGGAAGGCGUUUUCACGGUGACCCCAGACACAAAAAGCAAGGUCUACCUGAGGAGCCCUAACUGGGACCGGGGCCUGCCGUCGCUCACCUCAGUGUCCUGGAACAUCAGUGUGCCCAGCGGCCAGGUGGCCUGCCUGACCUUCCUCAAGGAGCGGACCGGCGUGGUCUGCCAGACGGGGCGUGCAUUCAUGAUCAUCCAGGAGCAGCGGACCAAGGCCGAGGAGAUCUUCAGCCUGGAGGACGAGGUCCUCCCCAAGCCAAGCUUCCACCACCACAGCUUCUGGGUCAACAUCUCCAACUGCAGCCCCGUGAGUGGCAAGCAGCUGGACCUGUUCUUCUGGGUGUUGCUUACCCCAAGGACUAUGGACCUGACUGUCAUCAUCACGGCGAUCGUGGGAGGUGGCGCCUUGCUGCUGUUUGCCCUCGGACUCAUCAUUUGCUUCGUGAGAAAGAAUAGGAAAAAGAAGAUAAGCAAAGGCCCCUCUGUAGGCAUCUACAACGGCAACAUCAACACCCAGAUGCCGAUGCAGCCAAAAAAGUUUCAGAAGGGACGAAAGGACAGUGACUCCCACGUGUACGCAGUCAUCGAUGACACCAUGGUAUAUGGCCAUCUGUUGCAAGAUUCCAACGGCUCCUUCCUGCAGCCAGAGGUGGACACCUACCGGCCGUUCCAGGGUCCCACGGGGGACCGCCCUCCCUCCCCGCCCCUCACAGGCUCCAGGGCCCCGACUGCAAAGCUGACCGUAGACGAGCCAUCCCCCAGCUUCCCUGCUGAGUCUGAGAGUGAACCAUAUACCUUCUCCCACCCCAACAACGGGAACACAGACAUUCCCUUGCUGGACACCCACGAGCCCACGGAGCCUGGGGAGUAACCUGGACCCAUCCCAAAGACUUUUGCUGAAAGCGGGGCACUGAGACACCCUUUAGGGGUCUCCAGCAGAAACCCUAAAGAGGAGUUUUAUGGAAGGAACGGCAGGAGGUUUUCCUGGACGCCACCAACCCCUGAUUUCCAAGCGGGCUCGUUCCGACAAUGGGACGUUGAAAGUGACGAAUGCCUACCUGGAUACAGUCGUCCCAGUCCGUAUCCUUCUGAAGCCAGGUUGGGUUGUAAACCAGCCGUAAGGAGAGGGGAGGGCUGUGAGUCACCCCGUACGAGGUUGUAAUGAGCUCUGGAUCUGGAUUUGGAACUCUUCAGGGCAACAAUACUGAUCCCUAGGAGCCCAUCCAAGGUCCCUGCUCCCCCUGGAGCCCCCUGGAUGAAAAGGACGAUGUGCCUUAUUAUUAUUAUUUAUUUGGGGGUCCUGUGUAUUUAAGAAGUCGAAGGUAUGACCACGCAGCUCUUUUCACCUGACGUAGUGACAGCUCACGCUCACUGGUCGGAUGGCUGGGCUUUGACUUCUCCCGACCACUAGAUAAACAUGUGCCUGUUCCCCGGAAGAUGGGAAUGAUUUGCGAUCUGUCCCGCCAGGAAAGGGUGCGCAUGUUUGAGGGCAUUGACACUUACCUGCUUUGACAAGAGCCUUCAUGGUUCUCUUGCUCUGCUCGUGGUCAUCCUCACUGUCCUUCAGUCCCAGAAGGAAGAGAAAUUUCCUCGAAUUGCCGUGGGUGGCUGUCCCGGCUCCAGCCGUACUUUGGUAUUUAAACAGAAAUGUAGAGAGGAUUUGCAUCCCCUAAAAGUGUUUAAUGACACAGGGGAGACUGGCCACUGGGUUCCUUUCCUAUCGCUACCGUAACCAAUUAUCUCAAACCCGGUGGCUUGAAACAACGCAAAUUUCUUAGCUUCCGGUUCUGGAGAUGAGAAGGGCAUAGAUGGGUUUCACGGGGCCAGCUAGCAUCAGGGUGUUAGCCCCUUCUGGAGGCUCUAGGGGAGAGUCGGUUGCCUUGCCUUUUCAAGCUUCUAGAGGCUGCUCACACUCCUUGCCUCCGAUGGGGCUGGGCACACCGUGGCACCCGCACUGUCACUGGCAGGGUGACCCUGAUGCCCCUCUUUCCUUCUUUCGUUUAUAAAGCCCGCCCACCCAGAUAAUCCGGGAUCAUCUCCCCGUGUCGAGCUCUUUAAUUUAAUCACACUGAAAAGUCCCCUUUUGCCGUGUGAGGUACCAUAUCCACAGGUUCCUGGGAAUUAGGCACAUCUCUGGGGAAUCAUCGUUCUGCCCAUCACACCCCCCUGCCAGUGCAGGACAGACUAUGAAAUGACCCAGCCCGCCAGUGUGCUUGGUUUGGCCUAAGAAUCUUUUUUAUUUUUUUAUUUUUUUAAGAAUUAGCCACUAACGUUUAAAAUUCUAAAACGUUUGCGUAAAAAUCCGGAUCGGGACGUGCGGCUGGCCUGGGGGGCUCACGCUGUCACCCAGCAGCCGCUGGCUGGAGCUGGUAAAGCAGGUCCAGUUUUAGGUGGGACAGCUGGUGUCCCGGUUCAACCCAGCCUCCCCCUCCCACCCCCCCACCCC
Panthera uncia (snow leopard) is the source of this 3874-nucleotide messenger RNA. RefSeq names its product CUB domain containing protein 1 (gene CDCP1). The record is from RefSeq and is a predicted model, not a curated record. The transcript is spliced from 7 exons. Lineage: Eukaryota; Metazoa; Chordata; Mammalia; Carnivora; Felidae. Bases 98 to 2299 code for a protein of 733 amino acids.